Molecule: messenger RNA, 585 nt
Organism: Mesitornis unicolor (brown roatelo)
Lineage: Eukaryota; Metazoa; Chordata; Aves; Mesitornithiformes; Mesitornithidae
Gene: EMC6
Product: ER membrane protein complex subunit 6
Biological process (GO): protein folding in endoplasmic reticulum; autophagosome assembly
Cellular component (GO): endoplasmic reticulum; membrane; EMC complex
Source: RefSeq, a predicted model, not a curated record
GCACAACGUGUGUUUCUCCUUCACCCCAGUCUCGUUGGGAGAGAAGAGGUCCCCGAGUCCGGCUGGGAGCCAUGGCCGCCGUGGUGGCCAAGCGGGAGGGGCCGCAGUUCAUCAGCGAAGCGGCGGUGAGGGGGAACGCCGCCAUCCUGGACUAUUGCCGGACGUCUGUGUCGGCCCUGUCGGGAGCCACGGCGGGGGGCCUGACCGGCCUGCACGGCUUCAUCUUCUACUUCCUGGCUUCCGUUCUCCUCUCCGUGCUCUUGGUGUUAAAAGCCGGACGGCGAUGGAAUAAGUACUUUAAAUCCCGAAGGCCGCUUUUCACUGGGGGGCUAGGGCUCUUCACAUAUGUCCUGUUCUGGACUUUCCUGUACGGCAUGGUUCACGUCUACUGAACCAACGAGGAGCCACGGUAGCUGCAGUGGUUUUUAAUGAAGCAGGAGGACUGUUGCCAAAAGUCAUCUACACACCUAGGCCAGCUUACCUUUUAAACUGAUGUUCAUCGCUUGUAUUGUUAAUCCCGUCGGUAAAUUAUGUCCCAGUACGGAUGACUCGGUAGUGCUGUUCUAAUUAAACUGAAUGUGACAC